AUGCAACUACGCUGGCCAUAUCCUGAGUCUCCCGGUGUUGGGGUGUAUGGCCCAGUGACAUCAAACCACAAUUUUUGUGAAGAAGACUAUGUCAUUACGCCAUACAUUGCUGAGUUUGUCAACACUCUGACCAAUGCAACAUACGUAAUCUAUGGUGUCUACGGCCUCCUCCGAGUACGCACCCACAAAGAAGGCGGUUACCUCUCGACCCUCGCCUUCCCCUACUGGGGCCUCAUAGGCGUGGGCGUCCUGUCUGCCUACUUCCACGCCACACUCAAGUACCACAGCCAAAUGGGCGACGAUCUAAGCAUGUUCCUUGCCGCCGGCGCCGUCCUGCACCAACUCCUCUGUUUCAACGCGUCAGUGGCCGAGAGGCGCAAAUACACGCUUGCCAUUAUGGGCACCGUGCUCCCCGUGUCUGUGUACCAUGUCUGGGCCGACGAGAUCAUCGCGCACGAAAUCACGUUUGCGAUUAUGAUUUUCCUCGUGUCCAAGUAUGCGCGGGCGCUCAUCAAGAAGCAAGUACGGAGUGAGGACCAUCGGAAGAAGCUGGGGAGCAUGGCGACGUUUGGAAUUUCCAUGGGCUUGUUUGGCUAUUUCUUGUGGAAUAUCGAUUUUCAUCUUUGUGGCUAUGUUACGACGUUUAAGCACUGGCUCGGUUUACCCUGGGGCUUCCUGUUUGAGCUGCAUGCUUGGUGGCACAUUUUCACAGGCAUUGCAGCUUAUGUUGGAAUGGCCGUUGUCGAGUAUCUUGUAACGAUUGAAGAGGAGAGGGAGGGAGGUUUUGAAGAGGGAUUUGUUUGGCCGGUCAGAGGUUUGAUGCGGAGUUUGGCGGAGAUGGACGGACCGAAAAUGCGAUGA
Messenger RNA from Plenodomus lingam JN3, 861 nucleotides. The record is from RefSeq and is a predicted model, not a curated record. Lineage: Eukaryota; Fungi; Ascomycota; Dothideomycetes; Pleosporales; Leptosphaeriaceae.